AUGGAGAGGCUAGAGAUGGCUCACAUCAAGCUGGAGGCUGCUCUUGAGACAUCUGAAAAGUGGCAGAUCACAGAUGCAUCCUUAUUGCGUUGGCGUAGGAAGCUGAAGCGUGCUGCUCAAGAGUGCAAUGACACGCUGCACAAAUGCAAGCAGAGAAUCCUUGAAGAUGAACAAAUGGAACGGGAGGUAAAGAACUCCUCCCUUCCUAACCGUAUUGUGCAUGCUACAAAGUCAUUUGUUUUCUCUAUUCUGAACCGCAUCAACAAUGAGUUGAGCAAGUCCAUUGCCCAAAGAUUUGAAUGGUAUGCAAAUGGUGCUGGUGAGUUUCUGAGAUUCAUAGAGCUUGGUGGCACGCCACGUCGUCACAUGCCCUUUGCUCUCCUCAAGCAGAAGACCUCACUGUCCAAAGACAUAAUUUCUCUGGAAGAUUAUCCAUAUCUGAAAGCCGGGAUCACCUUUGCGCCCCAUGGCUCUUCGGAGGACAUCCUGCCAGCAAAUAGGAGUUCUGAAAUAGCAGCAACAGUUCGCAAGGAGCAAGAUUGCUUGCAUAAAGAUGUUGCCUUGGAACAGCUGGAAGAGAUUAUACUGCCAAGGGCAAUAGAUUACUUCCGCCAGAAUGCCAAAGCGAUGGCUUACCAAAUACUUUGGAAGUCUAAACAUGGCUUUGCACUCAUUUAUGUUGAGAAGCCCUGCAUCAACACAAGGAGAUCAAGCAUGAGAACACGGAGCACUUUUGGGGGAGCUAGGAAAAAAAAUUAUGGACAGGAUGAAGAGACCAAGAACAUGUACGCCUUCUAUACUAGAAGCUCAAGGUGA
Molecule: messenger RNA, 816 nt
Organism: Panicum hallii
Lineage: Eukaryota; Viridiplantae; Streptophyta; Magnoliopsida; Poales; Poaceae
Exons: 3
Coding region: 1-816 (271 amino acids)
Source: RefSeq, a predicted model, not a curated record